CGCACUCAGCGUUCUCUUGUGUUCUCGGUGCGUGGUCAGAAGAGAAGAACUGAGACGAAGCAAAAGCUGAAAAGCUUAAACUGGCGAAAUAUAAAGACCCAUCCAAAAGCACUAUACGAAAUCCAAUCCCACCACUCUCUUUUUUCUUCUUCCUUUUCGUGCUCUCUCUCAAAUUCAACACGAGAGACACAAAACAAAACAUUCUCGGGAAGCGUAACCGCCCAGAAUUCCGACCAUUUUCACAGACCUUGUUUUCUGCUCUUGAUGUUUUUCACCCCCCAAAUGUGGCAAUAAAAAACGGGUGGCUUAAUUUGACACAAUCGGUGGUUAUUGCAAAGUUGAGAUGGCAGGUAAUAGUGGUUCAGAGGGGUUGGGCGAUGAUUUCUUCGAACAGAUCUUAGCAGUGCCUGAAGCCGGCACAGUGGGAAUGUUGCAAUUGGGGUCCACAACUGGUGCUUUCAGAGGAGCUUCUGGGUUAAUGCCUCUGGGCUUGAAUUUGGAACAAGCUGCCUUCCUAAGACACCAAGUUAACGUUGACGACGACGUUGUUCAUGUUAAUGUUGAUGAUGCCACCAUCCACCAACAUCACCUCACUCUCCAUAACAACAACAACUCCUCAUCACCCUCUUCCACUGCACCAAUCACCGAUAGGGAUUCUAUGCAUAUGAGGGGUUUAUUUUCCGCGUUUGGACAACUGCAUACUCCUAUCCGCCCCACGCUGCCAUUGCCUCCACCACCUCGUCAGCCACAACUCCACCUCCACCAUCAUAACCAACAGUUUCAGGGCCAGGCAGCUGCAGCUCCAGCGUCAAUGGCUGCUAUGCCACAACCACCUGGGAUCCGCCCUCGUGUGAGAGCAAGAAGAGGGCAAGCUACAGAUCCUCACAGUAUUGCUGAGCGGUUGCGUCGUGAAAGAAUCGCUGAAAGAAUGAAGGCAUUGCAGGAAUUAGUUCCCAGCAUCAAUAAGACGGACAGAGCGGCGAUGCUUGAUGAAAUUGUGGACUAUGUGAAGUUCCUUAGGCUUCAGGUUAAGGUCCUGAGCAUGAGUAGACUGGGUGGAGCUGGUGCUGUUGCUCAGCUUGUGGCUGAUGUUCCCCUUUCUGCAGUGGAGGGGGAUCAGGACAUAGAAGGUGGAGCCAAUGAGCAAGCCUGGGACAAGUGGUCCAAUGAUGGCACAGAACAACAGGUGGCUAAGCUUAUGGAAGAAGAUGUGGGAGCAGCUAUGCAAUUUCUUCAGUCCAAGGCACUUUGUAUCAUGCCCAUAUCUCUAGCCUCAGCCAUUUUUCGUAUGCCUCAAUCAGAAGCAUCAACAGGCAUCAAGCCUGAAUCUAACAGUCACUGAUAUUAGCGAUAGAACCGAAACAAAAAGUAUCAUGACAGACACUAGAUAAUUAAAUUUCUUCAUCCUUAAUUUAUGACAAGGGUAAUAUUCUACUUUCUUGUAUAAUUUAAUUUUCCUGAUUGGAUGGAGAAGGAUCUAGUCGGUGCAGCAGCUGGUUCACUCUUCUCAAGUUUUGUCAAAGAAGGAGUAAUUGUUAUUCCUAUUAAGUAAAAUCGGAGGAGCCCAGCAAAUGUCCUUUUCAUGGUGAAGAUUAAUAUUUUCAAUGGCCUUAUUCAAGUUUUUCUUGCAAAUAUCUGUGGUGGGGUUGGUGGUGGAUGACCAAAAUAUUUGUAGUGGAACCUCUUUUCUUGGUUUAGUAUUUUUAGUCAGUGGGGAGUGGGACCAUUUAAAAGGAAAGGAUGGUUACGAAUGAUGUAUCGGGAGAAAACUUUAAUACAAGUUGAAUUAUAAUAUGGUUAGUUACCUUGUAAAGAUGUUUUGGAAGCAUCUGACCAUUGGAAAAGCUAAAGAUAUUUUAAAAUAAUCACA
Molecule: messenger RNA, 1870 nt
Organism: Glycine soja
Lineage: Eukaryota; Viridiplantae; Streptophyta; Magnoliopsida; Fabales; Fabaceae
Product: transcription factor UNE12-like
Exons: 7
Coding region: 344-1342 (332 amino acids)
Biological process (GO): regulation of transcription by RNA polymerase II
Cellular component (GO): nucleus
Molecular function (GO): RNA polymerase II cis-regulatory region sequence-specific DNA binding; DNA-binding transcription factor activity, RNA polymerase II-specific; protein dimerization activity
Source: RefSeq, a predicted model, not a curated record